This is a messenger RNA of Cylindrotheca closterium, 306 nucleotides long. Lineage: Eukaryota; Bacillariophyta; Bacillariophyceae; Bacillariales; Bacillariaceae. The record is from the annotation of a GenBank genome assembly.
AUGUGGAAGCAUCGCAAUGAUGUCUUUCAUUCUGAUGACAACAUCGUCAACCAACAGCGCGCGACUGCUCUUGAUCAACGCAUCCACGAAGAGUUUGACAUGGGUCUUCGCGACCUGCCUCGGAACCUUCGCCCUGCCAUCCGUCGAUCCCGCCUUGUAGAAGUCCUCCGACUCCACCUGGCGGACAAGGAGGAAUGGGUCCUCGUCAUCUCCGAAGCCCGCCGCAAAAUCAGACGAUCUCUUGCAGGCAGGCGACGAUUGAUGUGGGAACUGACCCACCCUACUCCUCGCCCAGCAGCGCCCUGA